CCCCUCCCCCUCCCUUCUACCAACAUGUCACAAUCACUCUUCCAAAAACUCACUGCCUUCAUUCAGACCCCUUUGGGUCUUUCGGUUGCCCUCGGCGGUGGUUUUAUCCUCGUCUUCUAUUUCCUCCUUCAAACAAAGCAUCAUCGUCGUGAACCCGUCCUCAGCCCAGAUGCUUGGAGGGAGUUCCCUAUUGUAGAGAAGAUCAAAAUCUCCCCAAACACAGCUCUCUACCGCUUUGGCUUACCGGAUCCUGAGGAUAAUUUGGGUCUUCCUGCUGGACAGCACAUUACUAUUGCUGCCGAGAUUGAUGGAAAGGAUAUCGUUCGAAACUACACUCCCACCACCGGUAAUGAUGAUCUCGGGCACUUUGACCUCGUCGUAAAGACAUAUGAGAAGGGCAACGUCUCUCGUUACCUUUCUCUUCUUAAAAUCGGCGACAAGGGUCAAUUCAGAUACUCCCCUGAACUUGCCGCCGAAUUUGGCCUCAUCGCUGGCGGGACGGGUAUCACACCUAUGCUUCAAGUCGUCCGCUACUCCCUCUUCAACCCUGGUGACCCUACCAAAUUCAGCCUCAUUUAUGCAAACGUCAAUGAGGAGGAUAUCUUGCUGAAGACUGAGUUGGAUUACCUCGUCGCCAUGUUCCCCUAUCGGUUCAAGGUUUACUAUGUUUUGAACAAUCCUCCUGCUGGCUGGAAGGGUGGUGUUGGAUUUGUGUCCAAGGAGCAUAUUGCAGAGUACCUCCCCGGUCCUGGUCCUGAGGCCAAGAUUCUCGUCUGUGGUCCUCCCCCGAUGGUUACUGCUAUGAAAGGCCACCUCGAUGCUCUUAAAUACCCUGCCCCUCGCACAGUCAGCAAGGUCGAUGAUCCUGUCUUCAUUUUCUAG
Messenger RNA from Cantharellus anzutake, 882 nucleotides. RefSeq names its product putative NADH-cytochrome b5 reductase. The record is from RefSeq and is a predicted model, not a curated record. The transcript is spliced from 5 exons. The coding region runs from base 25 to 882 and encodes 285 amino acids. Lineage: Eukaryota; Fungi; Basidiomycota; Agaricomycetes; Cantharellales; Hydnaceae. Gene Ontology annotation, molecular function: oxidoreductase activity.